CCGUUUUAAAUGAUAAUUUCAGUCUUCCCAGUAGCUCAUUAAAUAUGCAUAAACAUUUCGACCAAUCAAAUCCCUCACUCAUCGGUGAACAAGUCAAGGUGAUCGCUGCGAAAUGCGUCGGUUAAAGCCCGUCUUCCUUGAUGUGAAGAAUAUUAGGCGCGAUGGAAAGAAAACCACUGUAUCGAUCCCGCUGAGAGUGGAUCUUGGGAAGCAGCCUCAUAAGAGUACGGAGGAAAAUAGUCAGGACACCAACAGUCCAGUAGAACAAGAUGUCCCUCUUGAGGAUGUCGACAAGCAGGAACUCUCAACUCAACAGCAAAAUCGUGUUUUGAGUAUCUCUGCUAACUGGGAAAAGGAUGGGGUAUUUUCUCCUUUGUAUGUAGAUGAGGCAACUGUUAGCUAUGGCCAUACGUGCAGAACCGCAACAGUAAAGCUGUUCAGACUUCUGGAUCCCUCAGGUGAGCUCAAUUUACAGUAUCCUUAA
Molecule: messenger RNA, 484 nt
Organism: Stylophora pistillata
Lineage: Eukaryota; Metazoa; Cnidaria; Anthozoa; Scleractinia; Pocilloporidae
Source: RefSeq, a predicted model, not a curated record